CGUCCCUGCGUCCCACAUGCUGUCGUUUGCCAGUGCUGCUGCCAACAAGGUCGCUGCUGGCCUGGCGUGGUCGCCCGAGACUGGCCUUGUCGCUUACCCAGCCGACGCCAAUGUUUGCAUCAUGGCCACGCACUACCACCACGACGACCCCGCCACCACGCCAGCUCAGCCCCCAAAUAAUAACACCAGCAACAACAGCAACAACAACAACUCCAAGUUCAAGGAGCAGGAUCGCGUCGUCGCCGUCCUCACAGCGCACAAUGCGCGCGUCAAUACCGUCAAGUGGCUCGACGCACGGACGCUCGUGUCUGCUUCAGCCGACAAGACUGCUCGCGUGUGGCGCCUGUCCCCAGACGGAAGCAAUGCCCCUUCGGAGUGGGACUGGCGCGCAGAGUGGCCGUCGACGCACUGCCCGUGGAUCUCGGUCGCCACACUGGAAGGGCACACGGCGAGCGUCACUGCUCUGGCUACACUCACAGUGCCACAAACGCCAGUCGCAUUGCUACCGACGACGACGACGACGACGACGAUUACGACGACGACAAAGGAGGGCGCGAGCGCGGCGACCGUCCUUGCGCGUUGGAUUGCUACUGCGUCGGGCGAUGGAACAGUGCGCAUCUGGCUGUGCACGGACGAGCAUGUUGCUGCAAGUGCUACGUGGACGUGCGUACAAACUAUUGCGUUUGGCGUGCGCUACAUGGAGUCUGUCACUCUGGCGUGUCUGCCCAACUCGCCCGUGCCCAUUCUCGCCACCGGUGGCGUCGAUCGGAAGGUGCACAUCUUCACCUAUGAUACUGCCGACACUCGCCAGUUUGCGCUUCGGUGGUCUCUGGCUGGCCACGAGGAUUGGAUUCGCGCGGUCGCGUUUGCCCAUGCGCCCGUACCCCUGUCGGAACUCACCUCGCCUUCCCCUGUUGCAGCCCAGGAUGGCAACGAGUCUGCUGGCUCUUCUGGCUCUUCUGGCACCGCCGCAGACACACCGUGCUUGUUGCUUGCAAGUGCGGCGCAAGACUCAAUGGUCCGGUUGUGGCGUGUCGAGUGCAGUGCCACCAACAAUUCCCAGGCAACAGCAGCCGUCCUUGAUGCGUUGCUGACGGGACACGAUCUUCCUGUCUACAGUAUCGAAUGGGAGCCAGCAGUGCAGGUCGGCACAGACCCCGUUGUCGUCCGCCAACCUCUUUCUCUCUUGACGGCAUCGAUGGACCGAACCCUCAUGAAGUGGCAGCCCGACCCUGAAAGUGCCGUUUGGAUAAACACCACCCGUGUCGGCGAGUUCUCGGGUGCCGGACUGGGCUUUUACGGCGGCAUUGUUGGUCCGCGAGGCACUGCCAUUCUCGCGCAAGGAUUUCAAGGCGCCCUCCACCCGUGGACGAAGCAGCCCCAACCAGGCGCCGCCUCAUCCAAUGACGCUGACGCCGGCGGCACCUUGCCGUAUGAAGCUUGGGUGGCACAGGCGUCAGUGAGUGGCCACUUUGGUCCAGCAGAGGACCUUGACUUUGACCCGACGGGAGAGCUGCUCUUUUCCACGAGCGCCGACAUGACGACGCGCAUUUUCGCCUCAUGGGAGCGCCACCUUCCCGGUGCGCCCGAUCUACUCCUGUCAUGGCACGAGAUUGCGCGCCCGCAGAUUCACGGCUACAGCAUGAAUGCCGUUGCCACUGUGGGCAGCUUUCGCUUUGCCAGCGCGGGUGACGAGAAAGUCGUCCGUGUGUUUGACGCCACAGGGCACUUCAGGGAAACGCUCCAGGCGCUGUUGCCCGCAGUCCCAGCAGUGGAUGCCUCUGCUGCGUUCGACACUGCAUCUGCACUUGUCGGCGCGACCCAAGAGCGAGUGCGACUGGCUCAGCAGGCUCGCCGUGGCGUGCUUUUGGCAGACCGAACAUGGCAAAUCGCAACUGCCUCGGGCCCUACUGUCGACACGUUGUCACAACGCGGCCGAGCGUUGGGUGCGUCUGUGCCCGCUCUUGGCUUGACAAACCGUGCUGUUUUCGAGGACGACUUGUCUGGCGGCGUGGCCAAAGCCGCCGCCGGAGACGAUACCGCCGCUGGCGAAAGCUCGGGUCGUGUCGCAACCGCAGGUGACGACGAGGAGUCGGCGUUCACUGCGCAAGAGGCGCCUCCAGGCUUUGCCUUCCGCUACGAAAAGAUUGCAGGACCGCCACCGGAAGAGCAUUUGACGCAAAACACCCUUUGGCCCGAGGCACACAAGCUGUACGGCCACGGCAACGAAGUGUUUGCGUUGGCCUGCACACAUGCAGCGGUUUCGGCCGAUCCGACCGCGCCAGCCGAGCCAGCAUCAUCUCUUGGUGUCUCCUCCAAGGGUCGUUUGCUGGCCUCCUCCUGCAAGGCGACUCGCGCAGAUACUGCCGUCAUCCGCGUUUCCGAACUGGACACGUACCGCGAUAUUGCCCUUCUCGAGGCGCACACUCUGACCGUCACGCAACUCGCUUUUUCUCACAACGACCAAUUCCUGCUCAGCGUGUCGCGCGAUCGCACUUGGACACUGUUUUCUCGCAUUGGCCACACUUUCUCGCUCGUCGCCAAGACUCCAGCCCACGAGCGUAUCAUCUGGGCCUGUAGUUUCAGCCAUGACGAUCGUUUCUUUGCCACCGCUUCGCGUGACAUGACUAUUAAGAUUUGGGCGCUUGAAGCCCCGGGCACUUGCGUUGCGACCAUUGACCACUUCCGCGAGAGCGUGACUGCCAUUGAUUUCGCGCCAGCGCCAUAUGAAGGUGGGUAUCUGCUCGCCGUUGGACUUGAUUCUGGCACGCUUGGGCUGCUGCAAAUCAAAGCAGCUGCCGGCAGCUCCUCGCAGAUGACCGUCACUUCAGCCAAGACGCUGGAUAAGAGUGUUUGCCCUUCGUCCACCAUUCGACGAAUUCGAUUCCGGCCUUUCCCUGUUGUGGACUCUAUCAUUUCUUCUGCUCGUCCCAGGUUGCAGUUUGCGACAGCGAGCACGGAUACUUCUGUGCGGUUGUACGAUGUGCCGUUGUGAUUUGAACUUUGGCGGUUGUUUCUUUCG
This is a messenger RNA of Capsaspora owczarzaki ATCC 30864, 3022 nucleotides long. Its product is annotated as statip1. Gene Ontology annotation, biological process: tRNA wobble uridine modification. Bases 17 to 2995 code for a protein of 992 amino acids. Lineage: Eukaryota; Filasterea; Ministeriida; Capsasporidae. Gene Ontology annotation, molecular function: protein binding. The transcript has 5 exons. Gene Ontology annotation, cellular component: elongator holoenzyme complex. The record is from RefSeq and is a predicted model, not a curated record.